GCUCGAUCUAGUAAGCCGGAAUGACGGUGAAGCAGAAACAUAGUCCCAGGUCUAGCGGGGUUGAGGAUGGGAAGACGCUGGUGCAGAGAAUAGACCUGGAUACCAUCCUGGUGGAGGAGAUAGGUCAGUUCGGUUGGUACCAGUUCAGGACGCUGCUACUCGCUGUGCUAAUGGUAAUCUUCGCGGCGUGGGCGGCGAGUGAAUAUGUUUUCACCACAGCUAGGAUAAGUACAAGAUGCUUGAUACCGGAGUGCGAAGGAGAAGACGCUAUCGAUUUCUCCCCGCCGUGGAUUCUGAACGCAGUACCGGGUUCCAGCAGCGGUUCUUUCGACAGCUGCCAACGCUUCGCCAACGUGUCCGCCCUCACGCGACCCGACACCUGCCCUGCGAGUCUCUUCGAUAGGCAGAGGGUUGUGGAAUGUGAGGAGUUCGUCUAUCAGAACACUGAUACUAUUGUAUACGAUUACGGCUUAGCAUGCGACGAAUGGAGACGUACUCUGAUCGGGUCUGUGCGUACGUUUGGUACACUCUUGGCUCUGCCCAUCACCGGCUAUGUAUCGGAUCGGUGGGGCCGGCGCGCGGCACUCACCAUCAACGCCGUGAACACUGCUUGGCUCGGCACCGUUCGCUACUUCGCUGGCACGUACGUCGGCUUCCUCAUCUCUGAAGUGGCUGAAGCUACCUUCGGAUCUGGUGGAUUCUCUUGCGCUUAUAUCUUGCUGAUGGAGCUGGUGGGACCUAAAUACCGAGUCGCUGCGGGCGCCACCAUGAACACUUUCUUCUCUAUCGGCCAAAUAACCAUGGGUUUAAUAGCCUGGGCCGUUCCUAACUGGAAAAGUUUCACUCUAGCCCUUUAUAUCCCACAAUUCGUCACCAUCUCUUAUUUCUGGAUCAUGUCGGAAUCUAUCCGUUGGUACAUGAGUAAAGGGAGAUAUGAUGAUGCAGAAACGGUACUGAAGAAUGUUGCUCGAGUUAAUAAAAAAGAAUUAUCAGAGAAAUCGAUACACGCUUUAAAACAAUCUGCCGAAGAAGAGAAGGUACGUCAAGCAGCAGAACAGGCAGAAAGACUCAAAGAACCUUGGCUGAUAGUCUUGGUAUUCCGGCAUAAGAGAAUCUUACUUCGUUGUCUAGUUUCGCCUGUUUGGUGGAUAACCAACACGUUCAUUUAUUACGGAAUGUCGAUAAACUCAGUGAACAUGUCUGGCAAUCGGUACGUGAACUACAUAGCUGUAUCUGCAGCGGAGAUCCCCGGCUACUGGACCGCUGUACUGCUGAUGGGUAAGAUUGGAAGGAAACCGGUUCUGGCCGGUGCAUUCUGGGUCUGCGCCGCUUGUCAAAUUGGAUACAUCUUCAUGCCUGAAGAUUUCUACGCGGUCUCUCUCACUUUGUACCUCAUCGGCAAGUAUAGCAUUGCGAUGGUGAUGACGUCAGUGUACGUGUACACCGCCGAGCUGUACCCCACGCGCUACCGCCACAGCCUUUUCGCCUUCUCCUCCAUGAUGGGCAGGAUCGGCUCCAUCGUAGCACCGCUCACACCUGCUUUCGGUGCGGCGGUAUGGGAAGACUUACCAUUCGCAUUGUUCGCCGGCUUCGCGCUGCUGUCGGGCAUCCUAGUCCUCAUCACACCGGAGACCCUGGGCACCAAGUUGCCCGACACUAUGGAGGAGGCGGAACAGAUCGGCAAGAAACAAUCCACGUGACAGAAGUUAUUUUAGGUUUAAAUUGUCAUAGUUUAAGUUAAUUAGGAAUAAGCUUUAACUUACAAGAGAAUAUGAUACAAUAAUACAGAAAAGUUUUAA
This is a messenger RNA of Papilio machaon (common yellow swallowtail), 1799 nucleotides long. RefSeq names its product organic cation transporter protein. The transcript has 6 exons. Gene Ontology annotation, biological process: transmembrane transport. Gene Ontology annotation, cellular component: membrane. Lineage: Eukaryota; Metazoa; Arthropoda; Insecta; Lepidoptera; Papilionidae. Gene Ontology annotation, molecular function: transmembrane transporter activity. The record is from RefSeq and is a predicted model, not a curated record. The coding region runs from base 21 to 1700 and encodes 559 amino acids.